Penicillium mononematosum is the source of this 906-nucleotide messenger RNA. RefSeq lists its product as uncharacterized. The record is from RefSeq and is a predicted model, not a curated record. The coding region runs from base 1 to 906 and encodes 301 amino acids. Lineage: Eukaryota; Fungi; Ascomycota; Eurotiomycetes; Eurotiales; Aspergillaceae. The transcript is spliced from 2 exons.
AUGUAUUAUGCAAAAUUCAUGUUUCAUCGUGGUGACCCGCCACGAAAGUUUGAGUCCGAAGAAGCAAGAAUGAAAGCACUCAACCAUCAAGUAAGGCCAGCUGCAGAUGUGGCUAGAAUCCUGGACGAAGCGCAAGUUCCCAAUAUUCUUUGGGGCGCGAUGGCCGGCUAUUUAGUUGGCGACUGGAGACCUUAUAACGAAGAUAUUCAAUUCUUGGUUCAUGAUCAUUUGAUUCAGACGGCCUCUAAUGCCUUGUUCGCUGCGGGAUUCACACCUUGCACAGACCCUGGAUGCCACGUCGUAAGAACGACGCUGAAUGAUUACCUUAUUCCUCCGGUGCAUUUUCACAUCCAGGCUCUAUAUCCUGAACACGACGUGCUACGACUGUACCCCAAAUCUGGCCAGCUUUGGUCGCUUCCAGACGCUUUUGACUUUGGGACAUCCCCCCCUACUGCGGAUGAUCCCCACUUGAUGCUUUCCAAUGAUCCUCGACUUCCACCAUAUAUGCCCGAGGGAAUGUCGGGUCCGUGGACUGAGCUUUAUCCAAUUAAGAUUCUCAACCGAAGCGCGUUCACUGAGGCGGUCUUGUGGCUGUGUUAUCGAGAUAUUGACCACGUCAAUGGUUUGGAUACUCAGUGGGUCGACAUGUUAGGCACAGCAAGAAAGCACCCCGAAGGAAUAACCCUCAGCCCUAAGUUCCAGGCUAUGUGGGAAGAAUUUACUUUGCCCGAAGAACAGCUUAGGCGAAGAAGAUGGGAGCCAGCACUCGAUCUUAUGAAGGAGAUGAGGGCUAACAAUGAACUGCCGCCUCCUCCUCGGAUUAAUUGGUUUGGAUCAGUCGAGGGGGCUAAACGACAUGGCUGUUGGGGGCUGGACGAGCUCGCUGUUGAUUCUGAAAUGGUUUAA